Messenger RNA from Trichomycterus rosablanca, 3175 nucleotides. It is a transcript of the gene pik3c3, whose product is annotated as phosphatidylinositol 3-kinase, catalytic subunit type 3. Gene Ontology annotation, cellular component: peroxisome; phosphatidylinositol 3-kinase complex, class III, type II; endosome. Gene Ontology annotation, molecular function: 1-phosphatidylinositol-3-kinase activity. Lineage: Eukaryota; Metazoa; Chordata; Actinopteri; Siluriformes; Trichomycteridae. Gene Ontology annotation, biological process: phosphatidylinositol-3-phosphate biosynthetic process; phosphatidylinositol-mediated signaling; endocytosis. The record is from RefSeq and is a predicted model, not a curated record. The coding region runs from base 296 to 2929 and encodes 877 amino acids. The transcript has 25 exons.
ACAGGAUGGAGAGAGAAGAGUCCUCGGAUAUUUGACGUUUGAUAUAAUUGCAGUUAAGUGAAGAUUGUGGUUUAGAAGUUGUGAGAUUAAUGUCGUGUGUGUGUGUGUGUGUGUGUGUGUGUGUGUGUGUGUGUGAGGUAAAUAAACGCAGCAGUUGUAGAUGUAGGUGCUGAGCUAAGAGCUCCAGUGUGUGUGUGUGUGUGUGUGUUACAGGCCCUCAGCUGAUUCAGGAGUGUUUACACUUGCUUUGUUUAGUAUUCAGCUGCACAGUUGGGAGCUGAAGAAAAGCUUGACGAUGGAGACAGAUACAUUUAAUUAUGUUUACAGCUGCGACCUGGAUAUAAACGUUCAACUAAAAAUAGGUAGUUUGGAGGGCAAGAGGGAACAGAAAAGUUACAAGGCUCUGCUUGAAGACCCGAUGCUGAGAUUUUCUGGCCUGUACCAGGAGAACUGCUCUGAUCUGUAUGUUACCUGUCAGGUGUUUGCUGAGGGCAAGCCACUGGCACUGCCUGUCCGCACAUCCUAUAAAGCUUUCAGUACCCGUUGGAACUGGAAUGAGUGGCUGAGGUUGCCUGUCAAGUACCCUGACCUGCCCCAAAGUGCUCAGAUAGCUCUGACUGUAUGGGACGUUUAUGGGCCUGGCCGGGCCACUCCUGUAGGAGGCACCACUGUCACUUUGUUUGGAAAAUAUGGAAUGUUCCGGCAGGGCAUGCAUGAUCUAAAGGUCUGGCCAGGGGUGGAGGGUGAUGGUGGGGAGCCCACAACUACACCGGGCAGAACAAGCAGCACUCUGGCUGAGGAUCAGAUGGGCAGAUUGGCUAAGCUGACAAAAGCUCAUCGUCAAGGGCACAUGGUAAAGGUUGACUGGCUGGACCGCUUGACCUUCAGAGAGAUUGAGAUGAUCAAUGAGAGUGAGAAAAGAAGCUCCAACUUCAUGUACCUCAUGGUGGAAUUUCCCAGAGUGAAGACUGGAGAGAAAGAAUACAACAUAGUGUACUAUGAAAAGGAUGGAGAUGAAGCGUCUCCUUUACUGACCAGUUCAGACAUUGUUAAAGUUCCUGAUCCUCAAAUGUGCAUGGAAAAUCUGGUGGAGAGUAAACACCACAAACUGGCUCGAAGUCUUCGUAGUGGACCCUCUGACCAUGACUUGAAGCCUAACGCUGCCACCAGAGACCAGCUUAAUAUCAUUGUCAGCUAUCCACCCACCAAACAGCUGAGCUCUGAGGAGCAGGACCUUGUGUGGAAGUUCAGAUAUUAUCUCACCACUCAAGAAAAGGCCCUGACUAAGUUCCUUAAGUGUGUAAACUGGGCAUUACCCCAGGAGGCUAAGCAGGCUCUGGAGCUGCUUGGAAAGUGGAAACCCAUGGAUGUAGAGGACUCUCUGGAGCUGCUUUCAUCUCAGUUCACCAACCCCACAGUCAGACGUUAUGCUGUUGCCCGUCUGCAGCAGGCUGACGAUGAGGAUUUAUUGAUGUACCUGCUGCAGUUGGUUCAGGCUCUGAAGUAUGAGAACUUCUCUGAUAUCCAGAAGGGUUUAGAGCCUGGGACUAAGCGGGACAUCCAGGGCCUGUGUGAAAGCUCCACGCUGGGUGAUUUGGACAGUUCUCAGAUGACAUCAACUUCUAUGGCAAUCACCAGCACACAGAAGGGCAAAGAAGGAGCAGAUGGAGAGAAUUUAGAGCAAGACCUGUGUACCUUCCUUAUAUCACGUGCCUGCAAAAACUCAACACUGGCCAACUACCUGUACUGGUAUGUAAUAGUGGAGUGUGAGGAUCAGGACACACAACAGAGAGAUCCGAAGACUUACAACAUGUAUCUGGAUGUGAUGAGAAGAUUCAGUCAAGCUCUGCUCAAGGGUGAUAAGAACGUGAGGGUGAUGCGCUCUUUAUUGGCAGCACAGCAGACGUUUGUUGACAGGUUGGUGCAGCUCAUGAAAGCUGUUCAGAGAGAGAGUGGCAAUCGUAAGAAAAAGACGGAGAGGUUACAGGCUCUGUUGGCUGAUAAUGAGAAAGUGAGUCUAUGUGAGAUCGACUCUAUCCCCCUACCACUGGAGCCUCAAGUGCGCAUAAGAGGCAUUGUGCCUGACACGGCCACACUGUUUAAGAGUGCUUUGAUGCCAGCUAAACUGAUCUUUAAGACUGAAGAUAAUGAGCUGUAUCCUGUUAUAUUUAAACAUGGAGAUGAUCUCCGCCAAGACCAGCUCAUCCUGCAGAUCAUUUCACUGAUGGACAAGCUGCUGAGAAAAGAGAAUCUGGACCUAAAGCUAACACCAUAUAAAGUUCUGGCCACCAGCACCAAACACGGUUUUAUGCAGUUUGUACAGUCUGUUCCUGUGGCUGAAGUUCUGGCUACUGAAGGCAAUAUUCAGAGUUUCUUUAGGAAACAUGCUCCCAGCGAAAAAGGACCUUACGGCAUCAGUCCUGAAGUUAUGGACACCUACGUUAAGAGUUGUGCCGGUUACUGUGUCAUAACCUAUAUUCUCGGAGUGGGAGACAGACACUUGGAUAAUCUACUUCUUACUAAGACCGGAAAGCUGUUCCAUAUCGAUUUUGGCUAUAUUUUGGGACGGGACCCCAAACCGCUGCCUCCUCCGAUGAAGCUGAGUAAGGAGAUGGUGGAGGGCAUGGGGGGCAUGCAGAGUGAACAGUACCAAGAGUUCAGGAAACAGUGUUACACUGCCUUCUUGCACCUGCGCAGAUACUCCAACCUCAUCCUGAACCUGUUCUCCCUUAUGGUGGAUGCCAAUAUCCCAGACAUCGCUCUUGAGCCUGACAAGACAGUUAAGAAGGUGCAAGAUAAGUUCAGAUUGGACCUGUCUGAUGAGGAAGCCGUGCACUACAUGCAGAGUCUGAUAGAUGAGAGUGUGGGGGCUCUGUUUGCUGCUGUGGUGGAACAGAUACACAAAUUUGCCCAGUAUUGGCGGAAGUGAGAAGAUGUGUGGCUACAUGGAACUCAGAAGUAAAGAGAUUUUGCCAUCAUAAUCUAUGCAGGACAGUGAAGGGACAACAGGCUGCCAACAAUUCUGUCUCUGUGUUACCUUUUUCUUCACUAGAUAUAGAUACGCUACUGUCUGAGCACUAUUUAAUUUUCUGUAAAUACUAUAUAUAGUAAACUUCUGUUGCACUGAUUAUAUAAUAAUUCAUAGCCAAAUAUAAAAACAUAUAAAAAUAUAAAA